AAACAAAAAACAUUUUUGGGGCAAAAAAUGGAUUUUUCAAGUAAUACUAAUAAACCAUCAAAAAUUCUUGUGGGAAUUUCUUUGGAUGUUGAAGAAAGUAAAGAACUUAUUUCUUGGGCAAUUAGAGUUUUAGCCAAUCCUAAUGAUACCAUUAUAGCACAACACAUUGUUGUGGCAACAGAGAAAAGCAAGAGAUUUGGUGAUCAAAGGAAAGAAGAAAGCAAGAAAUGGCAAUCUAUAUCAAAAAAUCAAACUCAAAUUCGAAAGGCAAAAGCAUUUGUUAUUUCUAUGAUGGGAGAAUUUACAAAAACAUGUCAAUAUAAACAGGUAGGUUUAGAGGCAAGAGUUGGUUUUAGUUCUAAUCCAGGGAGAGGUUUAAUUAAAGAGGCUAAAAGUAUUCCAGCUGAUUAUCUUCUCAUUGGUGGCAAAAAGAAUAAAACUUGCAGAUAUCCAUUCACAAUUGCAAAGUAUUGUUGUGAAAGAGUUCCAGAUAAUUGUUCACUAGUUGUGGUAGCUAGAAAAUCAGGGCAACCACCACCACAUAACAUUCAAUCCAAUUCCAUUCGAAUCCAAGAAAAUCAUCAACCUAGUACAAGAUGGCUUAAAGAAAAUAAUUCCCCUUCUUCAGAAAAACAACUUAUUACAAGGAAUUCACCAAGAACUGUACUAAAUGGUUGUGAAGGAGAAGAAAAUAGUUCAAGUUUUGGUGAAAAUUCCAUCACUAAAUCUUCAAUAUUAUCAUCAUCAUUAGUGACUAAGGAUUUCAAAUAUCAACAAGAUCAUUUCAAGAAACCAAUGUCUCCAUUGAGGCGAAUUUCGUCUUUUUUACGUUCACCUUUUGAUUCGAGCUCAAGGAAGAAAAGUUCAAGAUUUCAAAAUGAGGAAAAUAAACCAAUGUCUCCAUUGAAGUGUUUUAGCUAUGCGGAGAUUGCAAGUUCUACAAAUUAUUUCCAUCCAGAGAAUUUAGUGGGACAAGGAGGAUACUCAGAUGUAUAUAGAGGAGAUCUUGAAGAUGGAAGAAGAAUUGCAGUAAAAAGAUUAGCAAAAGACAGCAAUAAUAUGAACAAAGAAAAAGAAUUUCUAAUGGAAUUAGGUGUAAUUAGCCAUGUUAAUCAUCCAAAUACAGCAAGUUUAGUUGGUUAUUGCAUUGAAAAUGGAUUCUAUCUCAUCUUCAAAUUCUAUCCCAAUGGCACUCUCUCUUCAGCAUUACAUGGAAAAUCAAAUAAAUCACUUGAAUGGCCAAUGAGAUAUAAAAUUGCCCUUGGAAUUGCUAGAGGUUUACAUUAUCUUCACAAAUGUUGUAAACAUCGUAUAAUACAUCGUGAUAUCAAAGCAUCAAAUGUUCUACUAGGACCAGACUAUGAGCCACAGAUAUCAGAUUUUGGGCUAGCAAAAUGGCUACCAAAUAAAUGGACACACCAUGCUGUAAUUCCAAUUGAGGGCACAUUUGGAUAUUUAGCACCAGAAUAUUUCAUGCAUGGAAUUGUGGAUGAAAAAACAGAUAUUUUUGCAUUUGGAGUUCUUCUUCUUGAAAUUAUUACUGGUAGAAGGCCUGUGGACUCAUCAAGACAAAAUCUACUUUUAUGGGCGACACCCUUGAUGGAAGGUGGAAAAUUAAUUGAAUUAGCAGAUCCAAAGUUGGAGGGUGAAUUUAAUAUGGACGAAUUGCAUAAAAUGGUUCUUACAGCUUCAUAUUGUGUAAGACAAUCUUCAGUAUGGCGCCCGUCAACGACUGAGGUGUUAGAAUUGUUGAGAUAUGGGGAUGAUUCUGAGGCAGCAAAAAGUUGGAGAAUACCAAAAUUUACAAGUGAUGAAGUUAAUGAUUACUCAAUGGUUUUUGGAUAUGAUCUUCCUUCUGAUUUAAUUUUAGAAGACCUUUUCUAAUCUUUAGUUUUCAUCAUAAUGUUGAAUUAUUUUUCCUCAUUUUUUCCAUAGAUUUUCCACUUAUUGUUUAGUGUAUUAUGGCUUUUUUUCA
This is a messenger RNA of Solanum tuberosum (potato), 1975 nucleotides long. Its product is annotated as probable receptor-like serine/threonine-protein kinase At5g57670. The transcript is spliced from 10 exons. Lineage: Eukaryota; Viridiplantae; Streptophyta; Magnoliopsida; Solanales; Solanaceae. Gene Ontology annotation, biological process: protein phosphorylation. Gene Ontology annotation, molecular function: ATP binding; protein kinase activity. Bases 28 to 1884 code for a protein of 618 amino acids. The record is from RefSeq and is a predicted model, not a curated record.